Sinocyclocheilus anshuiensis is the source of this 4710-nucleotide messenger RNA. RefSeq names its product ADAMTS-like protein 4. The record is from RefSeq and is a predicted model, not a curated record. Gene Ontology annotation, cellular component: extracellular matrix. Gene Ontology annotation, biological process: proteolysis; extracellular matrix organization. Gene Ontology annotation, molecular function: metalloendopeptidase activity. The coding region runs from base 235 to 3579 and encodes 1114 amino acids. NCBI's taxonomy places the organism in Eukaryota, Metazoa, Chordata, Actinopteri, Cypriniformes, Cyprinidae. The transcript is spliced from 17 exons.
GGGUGAACUACAGGGGAAAAAAACCUACACCCCUCCCUCUCUUACUCGAGGGGAGUGUGUGUGUGUGUGUGUGUGUGUGUGUGUGUGUGUGUGUGUGUGUGUGUGACAGAACAGAGACGAGUCUGAAGAAACCAGGAAAAGUUCGCCAAGCAGCUCCGCGGAUCUUGUGUUUGUUUCCUUCGCUCUUUCACAGUCUGGACGCAGAACGGAGACAGACGCCCGUGUGAGGAGAGAAUGAAGACCGGAUCCGCGAGCAGAUUGUGUGCGUUUUGGUGUUGUGUGUUUGCUGUCCUGCACUUAACAGCAGCUGAGGAAGCAGAGAAGCCGGCGGCAGGACGACAGUCUCGUCAGGCAGAGGAGGAGGCGCUUGAAGGGGUGUUGGGUCCAUGGAGCGAGUGGGUGGAGUGUUCUCAGAGCUGUGGAGUGGGCGUGUCCGAGAGGCGGAGACAGUGUAUGCCGCCGCCCCAAACCCCGCCUCUUAUGUGGAACAGACCGGCUUACCUUCCACCGGGUGUCCCGAACAACACCCCUGUGAUCUCUGCGGUCAGACCCUACUACAACUCCUUGUAUUCCGUCAACGAGCCCCCUCCAUAUGGAGCAGGGGGCGCUGAGAGGCCUCCUUACUUUUCCCCGCCUCUUCCAGCCAAUCCCAAUCCUGGUUUACCGCUCUACCGAAACGAAGCCGGCGGUGCUGGGCCAGUGCAGUUCAGCCCACCCAAUCAGGAGACAGCUUCAGUCUACCGUUCACCUUCCUCAUCAGCUUCACUUCCCUACGGGAGAGUUCCCGCACGGUCACCCAAUCACGGCAGAGUUGUAGGCAGUGGGAGCAGGAGGUCGGUUUCCAACAACAGGGAUCCAGCGUCUAUAAGAAGGUCUAGUUCUUCUAUUCGUCCUGGACAGUUUGGGUACGGCAGGGUGCCGUUCUCUCUUCCCUUACACAGACAAAACCGUCAUACGCGACACACACGCCACCACAACACCACCAUCACAGACAGUCUCGAGGCUCUCAGUGUGAACUCCAGCACACAUGUGGACAAAACACAGGGAGAAGAGGGACUAAUUAUUACAGACACUGUUGAUAGGGAACGAAAAGAGAAGGAAAAGGAGACGGAGGCAGCAGACGUGGAGAGUGAUGUGGCAGCCGAGAGAACAAGUGAUGGAGAGCCGCACAGACGCGUGGAGAGAGUACGGGAACACGAGCGAAUCUCACAUUCACAGCCCCUGACCCAGAGACACGUGGGCCGCUCUUCUCGCCAAGUCCCACACUCCUACACGCACUCUAUCCACCGAUCGCACACUCCCAGAGAGCCUCCUCCCUACGGCCUCCAGACUCCCACAAACCCAAACCCUGAGCCCUGGGUCCUGCAGAUCGCUGCCCAGCCCUCCAGAAAUGAAGCCGAGAGGGACGGGAGGCCUCCAGCGGCCGCCAACAACUACAGAUGCUCUGGACCGGACAGAGAGUACCGCAGGUGCAGCCUACAGGCAUGUCCAGGUGCUCCAGUAAGCUCCAGGGCUGAACAGUGUGCAGUGUUCAACAAUCAAGAGUUUAUGGGACGCGUGUAUGACUGGGAGCCUUUCACAGAAGUGGGUCUGGAGCAGCAGUGUGAGCUGACCUGUCGACCGGUCGGGUAUCGUUUCUACGUGCGGCAGGCGGAGAGGGUACGAGAUGGAACGCCCUGCGCAAAUAACACACCCAACGAUGUGUGUGUGGGAGGACGCUGUCUGAGCGAGGGCUGUGAUGGUGUGUUGGGCUCAGGGUUGGUUCGGGAUCGCUGUGGCGUGUGCGGCGGGGGAGACAGCACCUGCGAGAGGGUCACUGGAAGUUUCCUAAACACGAGUGUCCCGCUGGGCUACCACAGAAUCCUGGACAUCCCGCCUGGAGCCACGGCCAUCAACAUCACUGAGAGACGAGCCAGUCCCAACUAUCUGGCCCUGCGCAGUGGAACAGGUCAGUCUGUGGUGAACGGACGCUGGGCGGUCGAUCCUCCGGGAGAGUAUCAGGCAGGAGGAACCACCUUCAUGUACAGCCGACCCAAAGCUGGGCCUCAAGAGCAGGGAGAAGAGAGAGGAGAAACCCUCAGCGCUCCUGGACCCACAACAGCCCAGCUGCAGCUAUACAAACGGAGGGACGGAGAGAGAGAAGUACACCGAGAGAGGGAGCGAGGACAGGCUGCGCUCCGAGAAAUCAGUGGCGUGUCAGUGGCAGUCGAGAAUCCUGUUGCCCCUCCGCCUUUGUCAUCUUCUGCCUUCUCAUCUUCCUCCUCAUCUUCCUCUGUAUCUGAUCGAUGGCCACCAGAGAGGCCCCGCCCACAGGGCCUAGGACCCAAUCGUAAUGCUCGGAUCCCUCCAAGAACAGACCUUCCAUUGGACAAUCAGCCUGUGUUUGUGUGGCGAAGAGGCGCACUGACAGAAUGCACGGCUACCUGUGGAAAAGGCUCUCAGUACAGAGAGAUUGUGUGUGUGAAUCGACACACAGACGAGGAAGUCCACGAGAGGAGGUGUGACUCCGCAACCAAACCUGCGCCGGAGGAGGAACCGUGUAACGUUCAUCCCUGUCCACCAUUCUGGGAUAUGGGCGUGUGGUCCGAGUGCAGUGUUUCCUGUGGCUGGGGUGUGCAGCAGCGUCACAUACAGUGCAGGCAGAGUUUUGGGAAUCGCUCAACCAUGGUUCACCCUCAGCGCUGCGCCAGUCUCACCCGCCCCAAUGCCACGCAGCCCUGCCACCCGCGCGUCUGCUCGCACUGGGAGAUCAGCACCAACUGGAGCACGUGCUCAGUGGAUUGUGGAGUGGGAAAGAGAUCCCGGAGCGUGCGCUGUGUCAGUGACCAUGGCAACACUGUGAAUGACAGGGAGUGCAGUGAUAGGCUCCGCCCACAGCACACUGAGGACUGUCACAUGGGUCCUUGUGUCACAAACUGGUACUUCACAGACUGGACAAACACUUGCUCUGCGACGUGCGGGCCGGGCGUCCAGCGGAGAGAGGUGGUGUGUUUGACCGGCGGAGGCAGGAGAGAAGGAGACGGAGGAGUGGAGUGUGGGGGCGAGAAACCGGCUGAUAUGAAGGCCUGUAACGGGGGACCCUGUACACCCACCCACCUCUGGUACACCGGACCCUGGGGACAGUGUAACGCAGCGUGUGGAAACGGCACCCAGCGCAGGGACAUCAUCUGCGUGAGGAAGACAGGAAGUGACUUCACCGUGAGCGCCGCCAGUGAGUGCUCACACCUGGAGAAACCGUCUCCAGUGCAGCCGUGUGAACUGCAGCCCUGCAAACCGCAGUGGUUCACCACCGAGUGGAGCACGUGCUCUCGGUCCUGCGGUGAAGGGGUGCAGACGCGGGAGGUGUGGUGUCUCACUGCAGACAAACAGCACAACACAGCCUGCGAUCUGGACUCCAAACCUGCCCACGAGCGCUCCUGCAACACCAUACCCUGCAGUCCCUUCGAAGAUGAGAACUGUAAGGACAGACGGCAUAACUGCGUAAUGGUGGUCCAGGCUCGACUCUGCGUCUACUCCUACUAUAAGACCGCCUGCUGUGCGUCCUGCACCCAGAGUGCUCAGCGGGCCAAAAGACAUUAACCCUGCACAAGCCACAGAGAAGUCAGGUUCAGGUCCAGGAGAGAAUUCCGACUUGAACUGAGCUGAGAUCAGGAUCCCUUUAAAGUGAAAGUUUUAAAAUGUUAUCGCAUAUGGGCUCAUAGGCUCAAAUGAUUCACAGUAGCUCUUUCCCCAUUGAUGACGAGUCGGCGGCAGUGCUAGGGCUGUUUAGUACACUAUACUGUCAAAUACUAAUCCAUUCCUUAAAUGAUCUUUAAACAAAUGCACUGACAUCGCAGGUCCACAUUCUGGACACGUAUAUGAAGAUAUUGUUAAGUGGGAACAAUUCUAGAAGUUGCUUUUGUGCUUUCGUCACACAUGAAGUGUUUCAUAACGGUUUCUUUUUAAUUGCAAGUCAAUGGAUACAGAAUCUGGUAUUUGAACCAGUAUUCUGUCUCAUUUAUUCAGUUUAUGAGUUGUGCGACCAAAGUAUGAUAAAACAGAUGACAAGCAUCAAGCAUCAAUUACACACCUAAUGUGCAUCCUUCACUCCUAAUUAUGUUGUAUUGGCACUAAAAACCUACUGUUGAAAAAGUUGAAAAAGAGAGACAAAUAUUACAUUUUCCAAUUAAAAUCAUGAACAUGCAUCAUAAUUACUGCAUAAAAGCGAUAGAUUCUUAUGCAAACAUUGAUUAUCCCCAUACAAAUAGUCCCUUUGGCCUUGUCUCAGUCCCCUAAAUGGUCCUUAAAAUAUCAGUACUUCAGCAAGAACAUGAAUGCUACAGCAUAAGUGCUCACGGCUGUCUUAAAAUAGCACACUUAGUGCUGACAGUCAGUCCCACAGAUCGUAUUUGAGUGCAGUGUGAACAGAAAUCUGGACAUCUACUAUGAAUCUAGUCCUUUAAGCUAUUACGAGAAGAUGAGCAUCAUGAUCAGCUCUCUGUAUUUGAUUCACUCUUUAUUCUUUAGGUUGGUUUUAUCUGAAUGUAUAUCAGUUGUUUUGGUGUUUCGUGUUUUUGUCAUUUUGUCAUUUUGUGUGUGACAUGUUUUUGUUUGUGUGUUUUGGCUUUGUUAUUUCUGGCUGUUUUUAUUGGUUGCCCUCAAUGUAAGUUAAAGGAAUAGUUCACCCAAAAAUGAAAAUUUGCUGAAAAUGUGCCCACCCUCAGGCCAUCC